AUGACUUGUACAGCAACAUCCAAUGAUAGCAAUAUUUCUAACAAUGAUAAUACUCAGAUUAUAAGGCAACCUUAUGCAAGAAAAUUUAUUGAUUUUGAUACCUAUUGGGAAUCAGCUUUACUUAUUGUUCGUGAUUUAAUGGAUCAAAAAAAUGUCUCCCGUCAAAGAUGGCAUGAGUUAUUUUCUUUAAUUUUUAAUAUUUGUACAUGGGAUGAUGAAGGGCAAGAUAAAAUAAAUAAACGGCUUCACAAUGAAUUUUCAAUCUAUGUUUCUCUAGCUGAAAAAAAAAUUCGUUCUAACGGGAAUAGUUUGGAAAUAUUAAAAUUGUACAUACAUGAAUGGGACCGCUUUUAUGUUCUUUCUCAACAUCUUCCUCUUCCGUUUAAAGAUGUUUUUAUUAAGGGUAUUGAAGAUAAUGAGAAUGAUAUUCGAAAGUUAAUGUAUACAAUAUGGAGUGAUAUGAUUUUUUCACAACUCAAAACAACCUUAUGGUCAAGUGUUGAAGUUUUGAUAACAGAUGAAAGAAAUGGUAUCUCAAUCGAUGAAAAUCUUAUUAUUGGUGUAAGAUUAUCUUUUGUUUUGCUAUCUCCCGAUCAAUCAGAUAGAUUGGAAAUCUAUAACAAUAUUUUCUUGGAAAAUUACUUGAGAUGUACUGAGGAAUUUUAUAAAAUUAAAACUAGUGAAGUUAGAAUGGAUACUGGUAUACGAGAUUAUCUUAAUUAUAUGAAUACUAAAUUAGAUGAAGAGGAACAAAGAGCUCGUAAAUAUUUAAAUACAGAUCCUGAAUCAUUAAGAAAAUUAGAACAAGUUACUGUUGAUGUUUUGGUAACACAAUUUGCUGAUGAAAUUUUAGUUGAAGUACGUUCUUUGAUAAGAGAUAAUGAUGUUCCACGAUUAUCUAUUAUAUAUAAAGCAUUAAAUAAAACAAAGGAUAAAAUGAAUUAUGUUCUUGAUGUUUUAAAAGAAUAUAUUACAGAAGAAGGAUUAUCUACAAUGCGUGAGAAUGCUUUAACUGUUGCCUCUGAUCCAGAAAAAUUUGUUGAACAACUUCUUGAUAUGUAUAAUAAGUUCACAAAAUUAAUUGAUGAUGCAUUUUGUGGUGAUAUACGUUUUAAGACAAUACGUGAUGUAGCAUUUAAAAUUGUUGCUAAUAGUACUGAUGUUUUUAAAAUGGAAAUACCUACAAGAGUAAAAGGACGAGUUAAUAUUGAGUCAAGAUGUCCAGAAUUAUUAGCAAAUUACUGUGAUUUAUUGCUACGAAAAAGUGGCUUAUCAAAAAGGUUAUCAUCUGAGGAAAUUGAUAAGAAAUUAAAUGAUUUAUUAAUAGUUUUGAAGUACGUCAAUAGCAAAGAUAUUUUUAUCAAAUAUCAUAAAAAUCACUUAUCAAGGCGCCUUAUUAUGGAAGCUUAUACUGAUAUUGAACGUGAGGAAUAUAUUGUUAAUCAAUUUAAAGAAUGUGGAAUGCCAACAGAAACUAUAGGGAAAAUGUAUAGAAUGCUUCAAGAUCUUGAUCUUAAUAAAGAUUUUAACUUAUUUAUUAAAACUUCGAAGAAUAUUAAGAAUAAUAAUAGAGAUGCUACAUCAAAUGAAAAAGAUAUAUCAGAUUUGUUAAAUGUUAAAAUUCUUAAUGAAGGCGCUUGGGGUCGUGGUAAAGAUUUUGUCAAUGUUACAUUGAAUGAUAAUCUUGAAGAAGCAAUGCAUUCAAUAGAAAGUUUAUAUAAAUUUAAACAUAAAGGAAGAAAACUAAAUUGGAUUCAUCAAUGGUCACAUGGUACAAUGACAUUUACUUCCAAUAACGGGAAGUAUGAUCUUGAUUUGUCUGCAUAUCAAAUGGCUGUUAUCAAUUGCUUUUUCCAUUGUUCAAAGGGUAAAUUAUCAUUUGAAGCAUUGAAAUUAGCUACAAAAUUACCAAUUAAUGAAUUAACAAGAACUUUAGUUUCGCUAACUGCAUUUCCAAAGAUCAAAUCACAAGUUUUAUUAACUGAUUGUGAAAGUGUGGCAUCGCGAAACUUUAAAGAUGAAACAUUAUUUUGGAUAAAUCACGACUUUUUUAUUGUUAAAAAUAAUGCAAUUCAAAGUCGUGGUAAAUUAAAUUUAAUUGGAAGAUUACAACUUGCUGCUGAAGUAUCUUCACAAUUGGAGCAGGAUGAGAUAGUAACAUUACGCGAGUUACGUACACAAGAAGCUAUUACGAAAAUAAUGAAGAUGCGUAAAGAGUGUUCUUGUACUCAUUUAGAAAAUGAAGUUGUGGAAAUGCUUAAGAAUAUUUUUUAUCCAAACAAAAAGUUAAUUAAAGAACAAAUAGAAUAUUUGAUAAAUGAAAAGAUUAUGGAUAAAAUAACAAUUUCUACCAUUUUAACUUCAACUGAAUCAUUAGGAACUUUUCAAAGUGAAGUAUUAUGGGCAUUAAUUGUUGGAGCAUGUCUUGCUUUUCUCUUGGGUUUUGGAAUGGGAGCUAAUGAUGUUUCGAAUGCUUUUGGUACAUCUGUUGGUAGUAAAGUAUUAACUCUCAUUCAAGCAUACAUUCUUGCAUCAAUUUUUGAAACAUUAGGAUCUAUUUUGGUUGGUUAUAAUGUGACUGAUUCAAUGAGGAAAAAUGUCAUUGAUACUUCAUUGUAUGCUGAUGAACCAAAAGUUUUGUUGAUUGGACAAUUAGCAAUAUUAGCUGGAUGUUCUUCAUGGUUAAUAAUUGCUACUAUUGCUAAAUGGCCUGUUUCAACGACACAAGGUAUCGUUGGUGCAACUGCUGGAAUGUCUUUAUCUAUGAAAGGAUUUAAUGGAAUACAAUGGAUGGAAAUUGUUAAAAUAGCUGUUUCAUGGGUUGCAUCACCAUUAUUAUCGGGUUGUGUUUCUGUUAUUAUAUAUACCAUAGUUGAUCAUACAGUAUUAAGAAAAGAUAAUCCUUUUCAUUGUGGACUAAGAGUAUUACCAUAUUUUUAUUUUGUUUGUUUAACCUUUAAUACAUUUGCUGUAAUAUAUAGUGGAUCAGUGAUCAUUGGGAUUCCAAAGAUACCAUUAGGAGUUUCAAUAGGAAUAGCUUUUGGUAUUGGGGUAAUAACAUUCCUUGCUACAAUGUUUAUACUAAAACCAAGACUUCGUAUCUGGAUUGAAAAAACAGUACCAAAAGAUACAUAUCUAGAUACUAAAACUAUAUCACUUGAAGCAUGUGAUGAUAAAAAUACAAAAAUACCAACUUAUGAAAAACAAAAAAGGGAUGGUACAAUUAAAGGAUUUUUUAAAUGGCUUUUACCAUUAAGAGACAGACAAUCACCACUUCAAGUACUUAAAAUAUUUUCUUCUAUUCAAGUUUUUACAGCUUGUUUUGCUGGUUUUGCUCAUGGAGCAAAUGAUGUAGCAAAUGCUAUUGCACCAUUAGCCGCAUUAAUAUCAUUUUAUAAAGAUGGUAAUAUUGACCAAAAGGGUGCAACACCAGUAUAUGUAUUAUUAUUUGGUGUUCUAGCAAUAUGUGUUGGUUUAUGGGUAUUGGGACAUCGUGUAAUACAAACAGUAGGACAGAAUAUGUCUGAAAUUAAUCCAGCAUCUGGUUUUACAAUUGAAUUUGGUGCUGCUGUUACAGCUUUGAUAGCUUCUAAAGCUGGUAUUCCAAUUUCAACGACACAUUGCCUUGUUGGAUCUGUUGUUUUUGUUGGUAUGAUAAGAAGUGGUGAAGGUAUAGAUUGGAAAAUUUUUAAAGGAAUCGUAUUUUCAUGGAUAAUUACACUUCCAACUUGUGCAUUAAUAUCUGCUGGUGUUAUGAGACUUUUGUAUUUAACACUUUGA
Strongyloides ratti is the source of this 3780-nucleotide messenger RNA. Its product is annotated as Cullin-5. Gene Ontology annotation, biological process: ubiquitin-dependent protein catabolic process; phosphate ion transmembrane transport. The transcript is spliced from 6 exons. Gene Ontology annotation, cellular component: membrane. The coding region runs from base 1 to 3780 and encodes 1259 amino acids. NCBI's taxonomy places the organism in Eukaryota, Metazoa, Nematoda, Chromadorea, Rhabditida, Strongyloididae. The record is from RefSeq and is a predicted model, not a curated record. Gene Ontology annotation, molecular function: phosphate transmembrane transporter activity; ubiquitin protein ligase binding.